This is a messenger RNA of Striga asiatica, 396 nucleotides long. The record is from the annotation of a GenBank genome assembly. Lineage: Eukaryota; Viridiplantae; Streptophyta; Magnoliopsida; Lamiales; Orobanchaceae.
AUGAUAACCCCAGCAGAUAAGGCUAGCUCCUCCAAAAUGCAACCAACUUUACUUCCCUCUACACCUAUAGAACCUCAACCAACUGCCCACACUCUUGCUAUACAAGGAGAAAAAAUGUCAGUGGUGGAAAGCCUUCACCCAAUUGAAUUACAGCCUAUAGCAGUAGACCUUUGUAUGGAGGAUGUGGAAGGGCACGCUCAAGCUCAAGAUAACACACAGACUUUAAUCAUCAACAGAAGAGGCUGGAAAAGGAAAUCUCCAAAAACCGAAGGGGAAACCUCACAAUGUCAACCACUUGCUGCUGGAGAUGGAAAAUCAGUCAAAAUCUGGGAACAUCCAUGGAUUCCCAGCCUCAGAAAAUUCAAACCUAUUUCUCUAAAGCCAGGAAACUCAUAA